Molecule: messenger RNA, 1338 nt
Organism: Fusarium coffeatum
Lineage: Eukaryota; Fungi; Ascomycota; Sordariomycetes; Hypocreales; Nectriaceae
Exons: 4
Coding region: 1-1338 (445 amino acids)
Biological process (GO): DNA-templated transcription; regulation of DNA-templated transcription
Molecular function (GO): DNA-binding transcription factor activity, RNA polymerase II-specific; zinc ion binding; DNA binding
Source: RefSeq, a predicted model, not a curated record
AUGACCACGAGGCUUAGAAACGCGAAUCCAUGCGAUGGAUGCGCAUUACGACGUGUGAAAUGUGAAGAAGGAAAGCCUUGUCAUGAAUGUCGUCUAAGGGGCAUCGAAUGCACGGCUCUAAGGACAAGGAAGAAACGUGGACCAAAGGGUGGAGUGAGAACAACCACCAGAGAGAAGGUCGAGAGAUUCCAAGAGAGCAUCAAGAACAAUCAACCUUCUUCUUCCGCCGCUCAAAUUACCACCCAAAAUGAAACCGAGAUUUCCGGACCUUUACCUCUACCGCCUUAUCGAAUACCACUUCCUGAAUACCGCCGCAUCCUUGACAUCUCCAAACGGGUAGUAUCGUCAAUAUGGAUAGUCAUCAACCCUGAGGAUGUUCUCAACAAAAUUACCCAGAACAAUGACGAUUACGAGUCUCACGCUCUAGCAGCAGCAUUAUGCGCCGCUACUAUCGCCCAACUUCGACUCCCUGAGCAUGCUGGGCCACGGAACACCACGUCAUCUCUCCAAUUCGCUACCGAAUGCCUGCAAUUACGAGAGCUCUAUGACUAUCGUGAGAGUCACAGUAUUCCUUCUGCACUGAUACCAUUCUUUCUUCAUGUUUACCACUCCAAUGGGAAUAAACUACGUACUGCUGGUUUGUUUCUGAGAGAGGCCGUUACGCAGGUUCAGUUUAUGCAGCUUGGUUAUCCUGAAACCUAUAACCAUUUGAGUAAGCCGGAGCAGUCACUCCGGCUGCGUAUAUACUGGCUUGUACUCAUAACUGAAAGAACAUAUUCUGCUCAACAUGGCCUGCAGGCAGUUCUUCAAGUCAUCGACGUCUUCCCGGAUACCCAAGACGACAUGGCCGACGAGCGCCGCCUACAAGCCUUCGUAUCACUAACACGACUAUUCGCCUAUCUCGAGAGUAACCUGACAACAAUCUCGUCUAACCAGCAGCCACUCGAAAGGCAAAAAUUAGUAUCUUACCAAGCCGCGUUAUGUCUUGACUCACACGACCACGUUGCUCGUGAAGCUCAAAGAGUCGACCUGUUCGUCACGCGCCAGUGGAUCAGACUCAUCCUAUGGGAGUACACCGCUCGCCACUUUGCUAUGUCUUGCUACCCAGACGAUGAAGCUUUCUCUCUGUUUUUACCUGUCAAGAUUGGACAUAAGAUGCUUGAACUUUUUUCAAUGGUGACGAACGCAGCCAUCAAGACACAUGGAUAUGGCAUCGAACUCAAGGUGUUUCGUUUAGCGGACGCAAUGCUUGAUAUUGUUGCCUGCACACCGUUUUCUGCCCAUGGAGACGCACGUACUACAUUCUGUGGGUGGAAAAGACUCUGGAUUUCUGCGUAA